Messenger RNA from Branchiostoma belcheri (Belcher's lancelet), 2747 nucleotides. RefSeq names its product penicillin-binding protein 4-like. The transcript is spliced from 5 exons. Bases 1 to 1743 code for a protein of 580 amino acids. The record is from RefSeq and is a predicted model, not a curated record. NCBI's taxonomy places the organism in Eukaryota, Metazoa, Chordata, Leptocardii, Amphioxiformes, Branchiostomatidae.
AUGGGCACUGCUGUGCAUAUGGUCCUUGUGGUCUGUUUCAUGCUAUUCGGGCAGACUUUAACCAUUUCUGACCCGGAUCUACAGCAAAGGCUCCGGGAUCUGGACACUUUCAUCCAGACCCUGAUGACAUGUGAGUCCAGGCCUGUAGUCGGUCUGACCGUGUCCGUGGUCAAGGACGGCGAGACCAUUUUCGCCAAGGGGUACGGCCAGAGGGACCUGCAGACGGGACAAGCUGUGGACAACACGACUCUGUUCGGAGUCGGCUCCAUCUCCAAGUCCUUCACCACAGCCCUGUUAGCGGCCAUUCUCGGGGAGAGGGAAGACGUGAACUGGGACACCGUCCUGACGGACAUCCUGGGGCCGGACUUCAGGUUCAGGGACGAGUUUCGCACCAAAGAGACGACCCUACGAGAUAUCCUGGCGCACAAAACCGGUCUAGAAAACAUUCUAGAAAAUCCUGCUUUUACAGUGGGACAGGAUUACGACAGAUCGGAACUGGCAAGACGAAUGCGGUACCUCAGACAGAUCUACCCAUUCCGUACCGUCUGGCAUUAUAACAACGAUUUGUACACCCUGGCUGGGCACGUAGCGGAGAAGCUCACAGGGAAGUCCUGGGAGGCCCUCUUGCGGGAACGAGUAUUAGGACCACUGGGCAUGGACGACACAGUGUACUUGGAAGACGUCCUCGAUGACGAAAGUUUCUCCAAUUUAGCCCAGACGUACCUGACGUAUAACAGAACAGGUCAAUCUGUGGCGUACAGUCAUGACGAGUUCAGGCCUAUCACGUUGCAUAAUCCUGCAGGAGGUGUGGUGUCCAACGCCUUGGACAUGGCCCGGUACAUGAACUUCCAGCUGAGCGGGGGGAAGAACGCGGCCGGCCGCCUGGUGGCGCCGGAGGACACCUUACGGCACACCCACGUGGCAGAGUUCACCUCGAGUUUUGACCCCGACAAGCUUGAACCUGACUGGCCAGUAGAGGCGGGGACGGAGCAGGGCUACGGGUUGGCGUGGUUUGUUGGCACCUACCGAGGAUACAGGCGACUACAACACAGUGGCUUUGUGGCAGGCUAUGUUUCUCUCCUGUCCCUGUACCCUGCCGCUUCGGGAGGAGUUUUCACCUCCGUCAACGGCCCCAACAGUUUCACUGAUGAUGCAGCCAUCGACGUCCACGAUAUGAUCCACGCCCUGGUAGGGGACAUCGUAACAGGUAAGGCCCAUUGGCUUAACGACACCAUAGCCUGCACCUAUCCUGAGCCUUGGUUGACGAGACCAAAGUACAACAGCACCGUCCCCCCUGAGAUCUCGGACAACUUCCCACGGGACAAACGUGACUACGAAGGAGUCUACGGCAACCGUGCGGCAGGCAACCUGACCAUCAGCCUGAACACGACUGAUGACAACUUAUACCUCAGUUUUGGUGUGAUCGGACGGGGUCUAGUUCUCCCUUCCACCUCUCCUAACCGCCUUCUCCUCCGCUUGCAAGGGCCGUUAGAGUAUUUGCCACUUGUCAUUGCUGAUGUAGGUGAGAAAGAUGGUAGGAUCUUCUCGCUGUCCUUACAUCGCUUCCCCCCUGAACCGGCUCUACUGUUCGAACGUGGCUUGAAGCUGACCGACCCGGACCCUACACUGCCGAAGUGGGACGACUGUACCGGCGUCUCUGGGUCUCCGAGUGGUAGCUCGCCUAGUUCCAUCUUCGUGGUUUUGUUCUGCAUGGCUUCUGUCUACAUGACCACGAUGGUGUGAUGCUCAAAAGCAUAAAGUAAAUGAUAUGGGUAGUAAAAGUGUCAGCUUCGUAGACUAGAAAAUUUCAUGUUUUCAAAAAGGUUUUCUGUCGUUGGUAUCUGCUGGGCGUUCUGUAUAAUUUCUUCUCUCAUAUCAACCAUGCUUACUCGAAAAGGAAGACAACAUACACAAACAGGGAAUACACCUCUAAUAUUCCUUUAUUUUUUUUGUUUAUCAAAAUUUUGGUAGGAACACGUUACAGAGUUCUCUACAUUGGAGGUUCUUGUCUGUCCUCCAUGUCUCUUGUGACAUCAAAAGGACUAGAAAGGCAUGGUUCAGUGGUACUUUGAUACAAAUUGUGCCUUGAUUUACCCAUCAAUAACUUUCGCAGUGGAAAUAUAAAAAUGCUUUGUCUCUAUAAUGCCAGUCUAUGUAAUAAAUAUCUCAUAAUUGUUUCAUUGGAUGCUUUUUACAUAAAUAAGCUUUGCUAAGCAUCCUAUCGUUUACCCCGGGUUCUUGAAAAUGUUUGGAUUGUGUGCAUGCUUGCUGACCUUGCAGUGUUACGUAUAGGACUUUGUGCAAAACCAUGACAUUCAUUUCAGUCUACUGAACACCGUUUCCGUGCAACAAACAGCAACUAUGGCAACUCUGAUGCUCAUAUGACCUAUACUAUAGCUCCCUCUGUACAUGGCCAAAUUCCUGACGCCACCGGUGGUUACAAAAGCACUUCGUCUUUUAGCAAUUUCAGAAAUGCAUCAUUCUCUGUUCCAAUAAUGUCUAUUAGUAGGUAUAUGAUGCGCAGUGAAAUAUAUUACAAGGCACAGGUCCCAGAGUAUGCACCCCAAAUACGGGGUAACAUACAGGUUUAAAUUCUUUUCUUUCCUUAGUCAAUUGGGCCAUGUACAUGUCGUGAGCACUGCUCUCUAUCCCAUCACUUUUGGCAACAUUUGUCUGCUCCCUUUACUAAUGUAUAAUAAACAUUUGCAGGUGUCCAACAUCAAUCAGUGGUGAAUGGUUUCUACCUA